Molecule: messenger RNA, 660 nt
Organism: Thecamonas trahens ATCC 50062
Lineage: Eukaryota; Apusomonadida; Apusomonadidae
Exons: 1
Coding region: 19-588 (189 amino acids)
Biological process (GO): signal transduction
Cellular component (GO): plasma membrane
Molecular function (GO): GTP binding; GTPase activity; GDP binding
Source: RefSeq, a predicted model, not a curated record
CACAUCUACAAAUUUUACAUGGCCACUGAGUAUCACAUCGUCGUUCUGGGCUCCGGCGGCGCUGGCAAGUCUGCCAUCACCAUGCGCUACCUGCACAACCACUUUAUUCUCCAGUACGACCCCACGAUCGAGGACUCGUACCGCAAGCAGGUGGUCAUCGACUCGGACGCCUGCCUCCUCGACAUCCUCGACACGGCUGGACAGGAGGAGUUUUCGGCUCUCUCUUCGCAGUGGAUCCGCUCCGGUGAGGGAUUUAUCAUCGCGUACACCAUCACAGACUCGAAGUCGCUCGAAGAGGCCCGCGAAAUCCAGGCCCGCACCCUGCGGGUGAAGGACGCCGACGCCGUCCCGACUGUCAUCGUGGGCAACAAGGUCGAUCUCGAGGACCAGCGCACAGUGAGCACCGCUGAGGGCGUCGAGUUUGCAAAGUCGGUCGGUGCCUCGUUCUUUGAGACCUCGGCCAAGGACAACAUCAACAUCCACGAGACCUUUGCCGCACUCGUCCGCGCCAUGCGCGAGACUCGCGCCAAGGCCGCCGGCAAGCUGCUGCCCAAGUCCAAGCCCAAGAAACGGUGCGCCAUUCUCUGAGCGCAUCGAACGAUCACCUCCUCUCUUACUCUUCCUUAAUCCUCUGCACGUCUCUGUAAACGACAAUGCUCC